Paramecium octaurelia is the source of this 2288-nucleotide messenger RNA. The record is from the annotation of a GenBank genome assembly. NCBI's taxonomy places the organism in Eukaryota, Ciliophora, Oligohymenophorea, Peniculida, Parameciidae.
AUGAUAUCAAAUUUUUUAGAAUAAUUUACUGCCAAUCCAAAAGUUAGAAUUGAUACUCUUCUUCCAAAUUAUUUGAUUUAUAAUAAAAUGCAUCCAGAUGAUGCUGAAGUUUCUAAAGAAUUUAAUGAAAUAUUGGCAUUAAUAAAAGAAAAGUUCUAAUUGACAAUAAAACUAUACAUUUUAUCGGUUAGAAGAGAUAUGGUACCUAAAAAAUUAUUUAUAACUCAAUAAAUAGAGGAAAACCUUAACAAUACAGAAUUAAAUCCCAUUUUAAAAUCACAGCUACUUCUAGAUCUUCAAGUUUUUUUAUAUGCCCUAACUUAAAUAUAGGAUAUUUAUACCAUGUUUUUUAAAUAGGAUUUCUUUACAUAUGUUGAGAUGUAAUUAUAUUUAUAGAUAAUAUAGGUAAGACAUCCUAGAUGAUAAUAUCAAUUUAAAUUGGUUUAAUACUCUAAUAGAAAAAAAGGUUAUUGCUUAUUUAAUAAAUGUUCUUGGAACUGCCAAAGGAUUAUUAUAUCAAAUGAUUAUUGAACAAUUGAAUUAUCAAGAUCUUAUUCUCAUGUUGAAUAAAAUUGUUGUUUAGAUUUUUAACGAUUGUUCUAACUCAUUAAAAACGAUAACAAAUGAAUUUGUAAAUGCUACAAACAAAUGUAAUUUAUGCAAUAAAUAUUUGCUAAUGGGUUUGUUUUAGGAGUUAUCAGUUAGAGCAUAUGACUUAGUUGAAAAUUACGAAGAUUUCACGAUUUUUCAUUUAUCAAGCCAUGAUGCCAAAGAAGAAUUUGCUCGAUUAGUAAUCAAUUAUUUUGACUUAAUGAACCUAUAUGUCAACAGACAUGAUGAAGAUUGUAAAAAAUAAUUACAUUUUAGUAUUUACUCCAUUUUAAAAUACAGUGUUGAAAUAUGUCAAAGAAAAUAAUGAUGAAUUAGAAGCUAUAGAAUAAGCAAUUACUAAAAUAACUAGCAGAAAUAAAAAAGUUGUAACACAUAAGAUUGUCUCCAAAAGAAAUUAGAGAUUCGGAAUACUUUUGGACAUUGAUUGUGAGGAUGGAUCUAAAUUAAGGUUUAUUAUUCAUAAGCCUAUUGAUAAAAUUGUAAUUACAAAUGCGAAACUUGUUUAAAAUAGAUGGAUGUUUGUGGAGGCCCUAGAAGGAUUAACUCCAGAAUAAUUACUCAGAAAAAAAGAAGAAUCCAAAAAUGAGUAUAGUUCAAUCUAAUAAGCAUUUGAUUCGUUGAAUUUUCAAUAAAGUGUAAACACUAUUCAUGAAGAUUUUGAUGUGAGCGAAGAAAGAAUGCAAUUUAUUACAUUUAAUGAAUCUACGGCAGAAAUACAGAGUGCAUUUUCUGAAACAAUAAAAAUAAAUGGUCUCUAAGGUGAAGCAUUUAAUGCUCAUUUUUCAAGUGCAGCAGGUGAUAUUGGAGCAUCAUUAGGCAAUUGUUUAGCAAAUAUAAAUAAAUAUAACUCUCGAAAGGAAUUUUUGGUUGAUUUUGGUCAAACUGCCGUUGUCAGUGGUUCUCUUACAUAUAUUGCUACUUAGAUGCCAGUUAUUGGUUAAUUAUUUGCUUUGGGAGCAUUUGGAUAUUUUACAGCAAAAAUUUACUCAAAUGAAUCGUCCUCUUAGAAAAGUAAGAACACUUAAUUAAAUAAAUUAUUAAUUUCAACUACUGCAAACGUUGGUUCAGGAAUAAGUGGAGCUUUAAUAGGACAGGCAUUAAUUCCGGUUCCGAUUUUUGGAGCUUUAAUAGGUGGAUUCAUAGGAGGUCUAUUAGGUGGAGCCUCAUCAUCAAUGAUAUUAGAAUAUAUGAGUGAACAAAGAUUUUAAAAUCUAUUUGAAUUAAUUCAAUUUAAAGAAGAAAAUGGACAUUGGGAAUAUUCUGAUGAAUAUUUAAACUAACUUGGUUUAAGUAAAUAGGUAUUUUAAGAACAAUUACCUAAUAAUUUAAGGUAUGAUGAAAAUAAGGAUAAUAAAUGGAUUACCAUAGUAAUAUAUAAUUCAUAUCUUUAGAUUUCUUACACAUAUUGUACUGUGUAUCAAGCUUAAUUAGAUUAGUUAAAGAAUAAAAAAAAUUAGUCAGAAAGUGAAAAUAAUAAAAACAAUUCUUUUUAAGAUCACUCUUCGCAUUCCAGUACUACUAAUCUAGAUACAAAUAAGCAACUAGAAGAAGAUUAAGUUGAGUUCCCAGAAUUUAUAGAAUAGGCGAGUAAGUGGAUAAUAUAAAAUAAGUGUUUAAUGGGGUUAUCAUUGCAAAAUACGGAAAUCAUAAUAAAAUGUAUAUUUCAAAAUUUAUGA